CAUCUUUCUUUCUUAACUGUGCUGCGUUGCAUUCGACCUGACAAGAUGGUGCCUGCAAUUCAACACUUUAUCGUCACAAAUUUGGGACACUCCUUCAUAGAACCACCUACAUUUGAUCUCAGUAGCUCUUUUGUUGAUUCCAACUGCUGCUCACCCCUGAUUUUUGUCCUGUCACCUGGCGCCGAUCCGAUGAACGCACUCAUUCGAUUUGGUCAAGAUCGUGGUUACACAGUUGAGCGAAUAAAGACUAUUUCUCUGGGACAGGGUCAGGGUCCGAUCGCUGCACGUAUGAUAGAAAAAGCAGUAGAAGUUGGAGACUGGGUUGUACUGCAAAACUGUCACUUGGCAGCUAGUUGGAUGAAGCAGUUAGAGAAGAUCUGCGAAGAGAUGAUCGUGCCUGAAAAGACUCACAAUGAUUUUCGCCUCUGGCUCACUAGCUACCCAUCAGAAGAUUUCCCUGUUAUUAUUCUUCAAAAUGGUGGUUUAUACAAUCUUAAUAUUUGCUAA
Messenger RNA from Protopolystoma xenopodis, 507 nucleotides. The record is from the annotation of a GenBank genome assembly. Lineage: Eukaryota; Metazoa; Platyhelminthes; Monogenea; Polystomatidea; Polystomatidae.